Messenger RNA from Bombyx mori (domestic silkworm), 826 nucleotides. RefSeq lists its product as uncharacterized. Lineage: Eukaryota; Metazoa; Arthropoda; Insecta; Lepidoptera; Bombycidae. Bases 107 to 658 code for a protein of 183 amino acids. The transcript has 2 exons. The record is from RefSeq and is a predicted model, not a curated record.
AUAAUCAACUUGACACCGAUGUCAAUUUUUCAAGUCAUUUCAGAUACAACAAAUGCCUUUUGUAUAAUAAUGUGAUCUUGCAAUCAAAAUUAUUAGUUCCUAAAACAUGCCUUCAAGGAGCACAUUUAAGUCAUUAUUAAUAGAGACAGCAUUAUUUAUUGGCUUAUUUGUUUUGGCAGGACAUCUGAGUAUAAAUUUUUGGGAGCGUUAUGUGAUACAAUCCGAGCUAUCUCUUAUGAAAUGUAGUCUUCAUUCAUUGAAAGAUACAAUAAAUAAUAUCGGGAAUGCGUACGACAAUCUACAGAAAGAAAUAAACGCAAUUCUAAAAACAGAAUACAUUGGUACAAAAUUAGAUAAAUUGGAGAAGAAACAUAACCAGAAACAAUUCUUGGAUCGAAGGAGGCUACACGAAUUACAAAUGCAAGUGAUUAUUGAUGCUAAGAAUAAGAAACAUAACCAUUAUUCUGUGCAAGAAGAAAACGACAGUAAAAAGCCGAUUAGAAAUGCUACUACAAUUACUCGUAAAGCGCUAAAACCAACAGCCGUUGGAGAAGAAAAAAAAUAUAACAAAGACCUUCGGGUAUUAAAAUGCGAUGACAAAUUUGAUAAAACUCAGCAGUGUAAUGAUGAUCCUACAAUGGGACAGUCCAGAUUUUAAACGUAUAAGUAUAGUAACGAUAUCAUAAGUACUUACAGCUUAAUAAAAAAAAAGGAAAGUUGAUUUCGAUGUAAAGCAAUAUCAUUCAAAAUACUUUUUGUAUUGAGAAAAAAAGCUGUUUUGUAAUGAAAAUGUUUUUAUUUGUAAUAAAGUGAUCAAAAAAAUCCA